CUCUGGAUAUGUCUGUUUGUGCAUUUAUUUUUAAUUGUUUUGUAUGUAUAGGCUAGUUGUUUCAUUUGUGUUUGAAGUGCACAUAAUUUCACGGCUAAAAAGACGGUUACCCAAAAAAAGGAAAAUGUAUACAUCACCAUGUCGUUGCAGCACCGUGUGGCUUUUACCAAAAAAUAACAUUUUGAAUAUGUUUUUGUGAGUGCAAGCAUCAGACGUUCACAUAUGAAAAAAGAGCUCGUGUCUCAUCUUGAAUUUCAUCGAAUAAACUAUGAUUGGAACGUUACGAGUAAGCAAAUUAAGACUUGAAAUUGGUUGGCAUUAAACCUUUUCUCACUGGAUAUAAUAAAACAAUUUAAAAUAUUGUUAUUGUGUUGAUACAAUUUUCUGACUCUAAGUGCCGCUGUUAGUCAGUGAAAUAAUAUAUUUGCAGGCUGCGUGUCAGUAGACCUUGGCCACACCUCGGCAGUGCGCUCACUGACGCAGAGGGGAGAGUCUCACUUCAGACGCAGUAUUUUUUUCUCUUAUAAACGCAUUUAAUGUUUAUUUUUAAUUAUUUCAAGUUUGUUUAACUUGUAAGUCUUACUGCAUUUUUGAUGUAGGCCUGUUGGUUAAUUUGUAAUAUGGCUAUUCAGAAUUUUGUUCGAAAUGGAUGUGCUCUUUUUCUCCGACCGCAGUGGCAAGUGGUAUUUUUUAUUUCGUGCUGCCUUCAUUUUGCAGUCUCUCAAAUUCGCUACUCCAUCCCAGAAGAACUGACAAAGGGUUCGCUUAUAGGAAAUGUAGCGCAGGAUCUGGGUCUCGAUUUGAAAAGGCUUCGAGCGGGUCGAGCGCGCAUCGUGACGGGAGACAGCACUCAGUAUGCGGAGCUCAAAACAGACAAAGGGAUUCUGGUCGUAAGUGAGAGAAUAGACCGAGAGAAGCUUUGCGGUGACAUCACACCAUGCAGCUUUAGCUUCGAGAUUAUUCUGGAAAAUCCAAUUGAACUACAUCAGGUAACCGUUGAAAUUAUAGACGUAAAUGACAAUUAUCCUGUAUUCGAGAAAAAGAAGAUUAAUUUUGAAAUAAGCGAACUGGCAAGUCUUGGUUCAAGCUUUGCAUUAGAAAGCGCAUUUGAUCUUGAUGUAGAAUUAAAUUCUUUACAAAAUUAUAUUCUGACAAAGAACGAUUUCUUUGUUUUAAAACAAUAUUCAAAUCCCGAUGGCAGUAGAUUUGUCGAAAUUGUCCUUGAUAAAGCGUUAGACAGGGAAACGCAUCCCCAUUUAUCUCUGAAGCUGAUCGCUGUAGAUGGUGGAAACCCGCAAAGAUCUGGUUCUGUGAAUAUAGAUGUCACUGUGUUAGAUGCGAAUGACAACGCACCGCAGUUCAACCAGACGGUUUAUAGAGCAUCUGUGAUCGAAAAUGCACCGAAGGGCACUUACAUUACUACCGUUAAUGCUACCGAUGCUGAUAGUGGGUCAAAUGGUCAUAUAAUGUUUUCCUUCGCCGAUUUGAAAGAACAUUGGAGAGAUAUUUUUAGCGUACACGAAAACACGGGUUUAGUGUCUGUUUUAGGGAAUGUUGAUUUUGAAAAAGACAAACGUUUUGAAAUUAGAGUCAGAGCAACAGACCAAGGUGGGUUAACGAGUACAAGUAAGCUUGUAAUUGAAGUAGUUGAUGUAAAUGAUAAUGCACCUAUAAUUAAUCUUAUGUCUCUAUCAAGCCCUGUGUCGGAAGAUGCUCUUCCGGGGACAACCAUCGCUGUGCUUAAUAUUAAAGAUUUGGAUUCUGGUACAAAUGGACAGGUUACGUGCUUUAUUGAUAGAAACAUUCCAAUCAACAUUAAAACAUCUCUCUCUAACUAUUAUAAUUUGAUCACCGAUGCCUUUCUUGACCGUGAAACCCAAUCAGAAUAUAAUAUAACUGUCAUUGCGACAGAUUCUGGUUCACCGGCACUGACGAGCUCAACUACUCUGCGCCUUAAAGUUUCCGACGUCAAUGAUAACGAGCCAGUUUUCGAGCAAAAGAGCUAUUCUGCUUACAUCCCUGAAAAUAAUCCUCUAGGAUUUUCCAUAUGUAAUGUGAAAGCGAGAGAUUUAGACUGGAGUCAGAACUCAAGAGUUUCCUAUUUUUUAAUAGAUGCACACAUUGUGGGAGCCCCGAUUUCUUCCUACGUGUCCAUAAACUCUGAAAAUGGACUGUUACAGGCAGUGCGUUCGUUUGAUUAUGAGCAGAUUAAACAGCUAAAUCUCGUUAUAAAAGCCCAAGAUGGAGGAUCUCCUCCACUCAGCAGCAACGUGUCAAUGACAAUAAUCAUUCAGGACCAGAAUGACAACGCGCCUCAGGUUCUGUAUCCGGUUCAGUCUGGUGGUUCUGUGGUGGCUGAAAUAGUGUCUCGUUCUGCAGAUGUGGGUUAUCUGGUCACUAAAGUGGUCGCUGUUGAUGUGGACUCUGGACAGAAUGCCUGGCUCUCAUAUAAACUGCAGAAAGCCACAGAUAGGGCGCUGUUUGAAGUGGGUUUACAGAAUGGAGAAAUAAGAACUGUGCGCCAGGUGACAGAUAAAGAUGCUGUGAAACAAAGACUCGCUGUUGUAGUGGAGGACAACGGACAGCCCUCUCGUUCAGCUACAGUCAAUGUUAACGUGGCGCUGGCGGACAGCUUCCCUGAAGUGCUCUCGGAGUUCACUGACUUUACGCACGACAAGGAAUACAACGACAACCUGACUUUUUAUCUAGUCUUGGCUCUGGCUGUAGUUUCGUUUCUCUUUAUCGUGUCUAUCAUCGCCAUACUGUCAGUCAAGUGCUACAGAUGGAGACGCGAGCGGAUGUUUUACAAAUCUGGAGCGAAUCUUCCAGUUAUUCCUAUAGCACGUGUUAGUGCAUUGACUCCUGUGAAUCAAGUGAGAGCAUCAUAG
This is a messenger RNA of Triplophysa rosa, 2888 nucleotides long. Its product is annotated as protocadherin gamma-A11-like. Gene Ontology annotation, biological process: homophilic cell-cell adhesion. The transcript has a single exon. Gene Ontology annotation, cellular component: plasma membrane. Gene Ontology annotation, molecular function: calcium ion binding. The record is from RefSeq and is a predicted model, not a curated record. Lineage: Eukaryota; Metazoa; Chordata; Actinopteri; Cypriniformes; Nemacheilidae. Bases 621 to 2888 code for a protein of 755 amino acids.